AUGGACCCCCAUUGGGCUGUUACCACUUCGUCUGGCCGACGAGUGUCUUUGCUUUGCGGCGAGCCCGACGAGAAGCUUGCCGACGGACUCGACUACCCUUCCCCUUCGUACGCCUCCAGUUCUCCCACGCCUCCUCCGUCGCCCGAUUAUCGCCGGCCGUACGCUCCCCUCCGAGCUGAUUCGAUCGGUUCCACCUGCUCCUCCACUUCGUCGCUCGCCACCGUAUCCUCCCAGGGUCUCUAUUCUCCGAAGACGCCUCCGGACAUGCACCUCCCGCCGCUCGACAAGCUACUGCCCGUUCCCGAGACUGUGAUCUUCAACACCAGAUACGGCUCCGACAUGGGCUCCCCAGUACUUGCUUCUGCCGUGAUGGGCGCCGCCGCUUCGGUGGACGGUAGCUUGUCGCCAACCAGCACGCACGCCACCACCAUCUCGACACCGCCUUCGCCAAAGACCACCGUCGCCACCCCCGCGAUGAAGCGGUCAUCCCGCCGCUACACUUGCCAUUGCGGUAAGUCCUUCACCACGUCCGGCCAUCUUGCGCGCCACACCCGCAUCCACACCGGCGAGAAGAACUACGUCUGCCCCGAUGCCGGUUGCGCGGCACGGUUCAGCAGGCAGGACAACUGCAUGCAACACUAUCGCACCCACCAGAGCGGCUCCGGAAACAAGCGUGCUGCCAGGAAGCGAAGGAUGUCGACCGAAACGCUAUCUUCGCAGCGAAGGAUGUCGACGGACACGCCCACUCACUGCUACAACGUCCCUUCGCCGUACAUGUACGCGAAUUACUUUGAACCGUUCGGCUCCGAUGGCGGACUGACAGCGCUGGCAAACGUUGCGUGUUCCGGAUAUUCAUGA
Messenger RNA from Tricharina praecox, 858 nucleotides. RefSeq lists its product as uncharacterized. Gene Ontology annotation, molecular function: DNA-binding transcription factor activity, RNA polymerase II-specific; RNA polymerase II cis-regulatory region sequence-specific DNA binding. The transcript is spliced from 2 exons. The coding region runs from base 1 to 858 and encodes 285 amino acids. The record is from RefSeq and is a predicted model, not a curated record. Gene Ontology annotation, cellular component: PcG protein complex; transcription regulator complex. Gene Ontology annotation, biological process: regulation of transcription by RNA polymerase II. Lineage: Eukaryota; Fungi; Ascomycota; Pezizomycetes; Pezizales; Pyronemataceae.